This is a messenger RNA of Bombus terrestris (buff-tailed bumblebee), 3599 nucleotides long. Its product is annotated as E3 ubiquitin-protein ligase RNF38. Gene Ontology annotation, molecular function: ubiquitin protein ligase activity. Lineage: Eukaryota; Metazoa; Arthropoda; Insecta; Hymenoptera; Apidae. The record is from RefSeq and is a predicted model, not a curated record. Bases 549 to 2444 code for a protein of 631 amino acids. The transcript has 13 exons.
GACACCUAAUUAUAAGAUCGUGCCAGAGUUACUCGUCUUUCGUCAGAUACAUACGUUUUAAAUAAAAAUAUAAAAUUAGAAUAAUGCAGUAAGAAACUUAAACGAAUACAUCGUAAAAGAAUUAGUAUCACAUGGAUAAUCAACUUCAUGCUGCAAAAAUUGGUAAUAAAUAUAGUGGUAGUUUUAUAGAAAGAAAAGGUAGCAUGCUGUAUAAUCAACGGAGGCCACCGAAAAAGUGAGCGUAGUUAAUGAAAGUUACGAUUGAUGGUAUCAUAGUUGCCAAAUGUAGAUUACUGAAAGAAAGUCUACAUAAAUCCUUUUUCGAUUUUAUUGUUAUUGCUGAUAUAAGAAUUAAAUUGUACACAAAUUUUUCAUAUGGAUCGAAUAGUUUGUUAAAAUUUGUAGUGAUUCGAUUACAAAGUUAACAUCGAUGGGCAUAGAUAGAACGGCAUAAAUGACAGUGAUGUAUAGAAAAUAAAUAUCUUGAUAAAAAUGACGUGGUGAAGAGAGCCUUACCAUUUUACAAAACCAUCGAAAGAAUUGCAAGGAUGGAAGAAAGUGCAAGUUCUGAAAAUAUUUGGUGUAAAACUAAAUCAGACGAACAAAAUAAUUUGUAUCAUGCAGAAUCUAUAACUUCCUCUAUGGAAGCAAACUCUACUUCUUUAGCAGAUAUAUUUGAUACAGCUUUUACAUCUACAGUUGAUCCUUCUCCGCAACCAAGAUUUAAUUCAGGCAACGAAAUGGAAUAUGAUCACUUAUUUGCAGAAAGUGAUGUAGAAGAUUUAGAUGUGGUUCCUAUUAAUCCUUAUGUAAAUCCAUCUCAUCAUAGUGCUUCAAACAGUAAUUUUGUUUUUGGAACUUAUUUACAUGGGCCUGAAACAGCAGGAGGAAUAUUACAUGAACAUGAUCCUCCAGUAAAACAUAAAAGUAGAAAAAAUGAAGACCGUAAGUCAUUCAACAACCAACAUUCUGAUAAUUUGGGUGUAGCUGGACCAUCUAGAUCAUCAGAUGGAAUUUCUAACAAAGUUAUGCAAAAUAUGGAAAAUGACAGUGCCAAUGAAGUCAAUACUUUGUAUCAUUCAGUUUUGCCAAAUACAAUUAAUUCUCAGCAACAUUCUACACAUGCAACAAAAAAUGAUGAUACACCGUCAGCACCUGAUCUACAAUUAGAUUGGUCCUCGAGUAGUGAUGAUGCUACUAGUAGUGAUGAUGAAGAUGGAUCAGUUGAAGUUCUUGUUUCAGUAAAUCAUAAUAAUAAGAAUUCUGCACAAAAUAAUGAGGAAGGUAAUCGUCCAGUAACUGUAGUUGAUUUAACUGUGGAAUCAGAUGAAGAGCAUACACCUCCUACUCCUACAACUUCAGUAGUAACUCCGACUACUACGGACUAUGUACCUAGUGGGCACAACACUUAUUGCUUGCAUGACCAUAUAUAUCAUGGUCGAUGUAUACACCACAAUUAUAGAAUUCCAAUUCCUGUUAUACCUGUAAGAUAUAAUCAAAUACCAGGUACAGAUGCUUCUACAGGAAUGUUAAGACCACGUAUGCAUCCAGUACAAGAAAGACUAUGGAGGAUGCAACAACGUGUACAAGAAGUACAUAGGCGGAGUCUUCAUCCAAGAUUCUCAACACAUCACACUACAACGUCGUGCAAUCCACAUGUGCAUCAAGCCAGCCAACAUACGUGUAACAAUGGAAAUGCUAAUUCUGCGAAUAAUCGUUGCAACGGUGCAGAAAAUAUGACAUUUGCAGAGAAUUAUUUCCCACCUCCAAUUUUGCCACCACCACAACAACCUACUGUUUAUAGUCAUCCAGAGGCUAGAAGGCCACCAAGCGUUAGCCCGCCUUGUCCCGAAAUAAUUCAGGAAAGUUCUUUGAGUGGCCAAUUACCAACACAACCAAUUAUGCUGCCUUCAAUGCCAGUUCAUCCUUAUGUACAUCAUAUGUAUCAUCAUUAUGGUCCUCAUCGAAGACCAUCUGGUCCACAACAUAGACACCAUAUUCAUAUCAAUUGGUUACAACAUCUUCAUUUGAUGCGUUUCACGCAGCAAGGAUCUGAUGCUCACGACAUGAUGCCAUUUCCAUCUUUGGGUUUGCUGCAUCCAGCGCGUCAAAUGUCGGUGCAUCUUGAGAAUUAUAUGAGCCUUGUUGACCUACGACGCAUGGCCGCUAUUAGUUGCGGAGCUACACAGGAGUCAAUAGAAAGUCACACAUUCCGUCAUAAGUACAAACGGGAGAAAAAAGUCGAAAAUAGUGAAGACGCUAUUGAAAAGUGUACUAUAUGUUUAUCCGAAUUUGAAGACUGCGAAAGUGUCAGGAGGCUUCCAUGUAUGCAUUUAUUUCACAUAGACUGUGUCGAUCAGUGGUUAUGUACUAAUAAACGCUGUCCUAUAUGUCGAGUGGAUAUUGAAACUUUUUUACACAAGGAGCUUGAAAGCACUGCAUAGUUUAAGGUCGAUUUUAACCAUCCGUUUUCGUUUUUAAGUAUAAUCAGGUAAUAUUCACAUCUAAGUAUUUUAAAAGAUCCUAUUCAUAAAUAAACCUUUUUCUGACACUGCUAUGAAUGUUGAUGUAAAAAAAUUUUACUGUGAAUAAUCAAAAUAUCGAUAAUGGAAUAGAACUAAGUUCCUGGAGUUGUAGGAGAGAGAUUUGUUUUCAUUAUCUUUACAUCUAUGUCAUGGGUAUUAAUAAUAGUGUACAUAAAAAAAUGUUAGGUUUGUUUAUUAUUCGUUAUUAUAUUAAUAAGUCACGUAAUUUGAUUGAUAAUUUAUCGUGUAUGAAAUGUUUCGGAUGACAACAUUAGAUUAUAGCAAAUAUUUUAAGUGGUACAUCUCUUCGUGGUUUUUUAUUCUACUUCUUUUAUGUGACGCAUAAAAAGAAAUUAAUCAAUCAUAACAGCCAAUACAAUGAAUUUUCUAAAUCAGAACAGAAACGAAUGUAAAUUAAUAAUAUUUACAUAAAAAUGUAUUACUCCUGUGUUACGGUAAUUCUCUACUGGGUGCUAUACUGAUACAUAAAUUUUAUAUACGCUGAACAUAUUUUAAUGAUUUGUCGAAAUGAAUUAUUAAAUAUUUCCGCGUCGAACGAUUCUUUGAGGCUAUGUAUACCUUUCGUAAGUUUUUAUAUUAAACUAGUUUUUUAAUAAAACUGUACUCGAACAAUUCUUUACUAAUAACUUUUUAUUCUUCAUAAAAGAGUAUAUCAUCUUAUUAAGAAAAUAUGAAUGAUCGUGAAGUUUAGUGAAAAAAAACAAUGAUUUAGAAAAAAACUUCCUAUUUUAAACUUCAUUUCCGCAUCAUUUUAUUAGUACAGUUAGUAAUAAUUAAAAAGGACAUGUAUUUUAAUUCAUCAAGUUGAAUGAAACACUUUGUAUAAUAUUCAAUAAAUUAUUAUUAUUAUGUCUAGUGCGUAAUAAAAAUAAUUAUUAUCCUUUUGCAUUUGAAUGUCGGCGCUGUGGCGGCAUAAUAAAAUUGUCUACAAAUUCGAAUGCCGUCAUGAUGACGAUAUGCUUUUAUUAUGCUUGUACAUUUAUGAUUCUGUAAUCGAAAAGUAUUGUAAAUGUCUGUUACUCUUUAAUCUAAAAUAUAUUUACUUCCAGAUAA